Molecule: messenger RNA, 1016 nt
Organism: Leptomonas pyrrhocoris
Lineage: Eukaryota; Euglenozoa; Kinetoplastea; Trypanosomatida; Trypanosomatidae
Exons: 1
Coding region: 159-1016 (285 amino acids)
Source: RefSeq, a predicted model, not a curated record
AGUCUUCUUCAUACUGUUCUUUCACAGUACUAAGAAAACAAAAGCACCAUCUGGUGUAGGCUACAGAAAGUGGUCAUGUGUGUACCUGUGUGCUGCCACCGAGAAUCAGAGUUUGGUGCGAUCGCAGAGGAGGCAACUCUUGGAUUUUUAUGGUAGCCAUGCCUCUGCCUUUGAGCGCUUCACAGAGCAAAGAUAUCCGUGAGGAUGUGGCGGAGCUGCGCAGCGCAGUCGCAGGUGCGGUCCAAAUCGCACACAAAGCUCUCAAGCGCGUACAGCAGCAGCAGCAGCAGCAGCAGCAAGGACGAUCGCAAGGCCUGGGUGAGGACGCAUUGCACGAGCAUUUGUGUGCUUUUGAGUCUUUCAUCAUUCGCCGAGUGCGCGAGGAGACCGCCAGCGGCCGCGUCGCCGCUGAAGAGAGACACAUAGAUUCGAAUGCACCGACGGCCGCAGUGCUGCUUGGGCGAAAGAUCGAACUGCAGCUGGAAGCGCAACGCACGCGGAGUACCACGAUGGAUCAGCGGCUAGGGCAGUUGGAAUCGAAGUUGAACGCUUUGAUGUCCGAUGUGGUGACGCAGUCGCAGCGCGAGGCGGCGCGCCAGAAGCAGCUAACCUCAAUCGUGCACGAGCGGGUGGAGGCGGAGAUGCGUGCUGUGGUGGUCGCUCUCCCGAACGGUGCGCGGCAGGACGACGACACUCCGCGACGUGCGUCGACGCGUACACCGUCGGAGGUGGUGAACGUGUCCGUGCUGCAGCAUGUGACGGCAGCCCUUGCCGCGAUGCACGAGCGCGUGGAAGAGCAGCAUGUAGAACUCACACGCUGGCGGCAGCAGCACUAUUCUUUGAUGGACGCCAUCGUAAAGCAAAUGAGUGAGCUGAAAAAUGAAAAUGCAGAGCGGCGACAGGAAGUGAGUAGACUGCAAAAACACCUACUGCCAGGUGUUCCCGCUGUCGCUUUUCAUGCAACGGACGACGAAGAUGAUACCCCGGUGGUAUGGACACGUAGAGCUGCUACAUAA